UUCGUGUCACGUACAACUCAUUCUGCUCCCAAUACCAGGAUGUCAAUGAAGGAGUUGGCUUGAAAAUAUCUGUAGAUGUUUCUGGACAUGCGCAGAUGGGAGAUGCCAUAUUGGAACGGGGGAGCAGCAGCAGCAGCAGCAGCAGCAGCUGAAAGACGUCGCUCGCGUUGCUUUUUCUCGGGCUCACGCGAACGAGGGAGAGGAAGAAGAGGAAGAGGGGGGAAAAAAAACCGGAGGGGGGUCUCGAGAAGGAGCGGCGACCCCAAAAAAAAAAAAAACUUGGACAGGGACGUUGGGGACAGUGAGAGAUGCAGUGAAGAAGAACUGAAACACCUCAGGUCUAAAGUUAACACUCACCAGGAAGAGGAUGCAGUCUCGCGCUCAGGAGCAGCCGCUGGCCCUCACGACGGUCAAGUCAUACAAUUCGACCAAUGGGAAGGAAGAGGAGGUGAACACAGAUUCCAUGGAGGAAGAGGCGGAGUUUAACUGGGAGGAGUACAUGGAGGAGACGGGGGCUGACGCCGCCCCUCACACCACCUUCAAACAUGUGGAGAUCAGCCUGCAGAGCAGCUUCCAGCCUGGUAUGAAGCUGGAAGUGGCCAAUAAGAGCAGCCCGGACACGUACUGGGUGGCCACCAUCAUCACCACGUGCGGCCAGCUGCUGCUGCUGCGCUUCAGCGGCUACGGCGAGGACCGCAAGGCCGACUUCUGGUGCGAUGUCAUGACGGCCGAGCUGCAUCCGGUGGGCUGGUGCACCCAGAACAACAAGACCCUCAUGCCCCCCGAAGAUAACAUUUACCUAAGAAAAGCCAUCAAGGAGAAAUACAGCGACUGGACGGAGUUCCUCGUUCAGGACCUGACCGGCUCCAGGACGGCGCCGGCCAACCUGCUGGAGGGGCCCCUGAGAGGUAAGAACACGGUGGAUCUGAUCGUCGAGGGCUCGGUCCUGGAGCUUCAGGACGUCUCGGAUCCCUUCCUGUACUGGCCCGUUACAGUCAUCCAGAACGUCGGAGGGAGACUCCGCCUGCGCUGUGCCGGUCUCUCUGAAGACCACCAGGCUCAGGACACCUGGUUUUUCUACCUGGACGUUCGACUCCGGCCCCUCGGCUGGGCCCUGGAGAACCGUCUGACCUUAGAACCGCCCAUAGAGUUUAGGUCACUGAAGAGCGCCCCCGACUGGCAGCAGGCUCUGGAGGACGCUCGACUUGUUGGACAGAAGAGUCCGCUGCCGCUGGAGGUGUUCAAGGACCACGCAGACCUGCCCACGCACUCCUUCAAGACGGGGAUGAAGCUGGAGAUGGUUUCUCCGUGGGAGCAGCUCAAGAUCUGCCCGGUUUCCGUCACCAAGGUCUACAAUGAGAUCUACUUCCAGGUCACGCUGGACGACCUCUCCGUUGAUGCUAAGCCGCGGUUUGUGGUGUGUCACGCCAACUCACCUGGCAUCCUGCCCGUCCAGUGGUGUCUGAAGAAUGGCUUGGGUCCGGAGAGGCCCUGCGGCUACGAGGGCCAGGACUUCGACUGGGCCGACUACCUGAAGCAGAGCGGGACCGAAGCGGCUCCCGAUGCCUGCUUCCCCGACACAUGGCAGGACAGAGGCUUUGCCAAGGACAUGUGGCUGGAGGCGGUGAACCCUCACCGGCCGGUGGAGGUGUGUGUGGCUCAGAUCACACAGGUCAGAGGACGCCUGCUGUGGCUCAGACUGGAAGGUGUGGCGAAGCCCCUGUCAGAGUGUAUCGUGGACGUCGAGUCCAUGGACAUCUUCCCCGUCGGCUGGUGCGAGGCCAACGCUUACCCUCUGACCCCACCACUCAAACCUGUCUGCCAGAAGCAGAAGAAGAUAGCGGUGGUCCAGCCAGAGAAACAGUUGGCUCCGUCCCAACCGGUAGAGAUUACCCCCGUCAACCACUGCCAGCCCGUCGCCAUGGAUCCAGGCUCAGCCAAUGGCAGAUACUGCUGCUCCAAGAUUUUUGUAAACCACCGCUGUUUCUCAGGACCCUACCUCAACAAGGGACGUAUUGCAGAGCUGCCGCAGGCCGUCGGACCCGGAAAAUGCACGCUGGUCCUCAAAGAGCUGCUGAGCAUGCUGAUCAACGCCGCCUACAAGCCCGGACGAGUCCUGAAGGAGCUGCAGGAGCUGGAGGAUCAGAGCUGGGACUGCCAAGAGGAGACCCUCAAAGCCAAAUAUAAAGGGAAAACCUAUCGAUCCACCAUCCGGAUCGUCCGCCUGGCAGACCAGAUCCCGGACUUCUGCCGCAAGGUGUGCGUGAAGCUGCAGUGCUGCCCGAACCUCUUCAGCCCCGUCCUCGUCGCCGACAAGUGCCCGGAGAACUGCUCCGUUCAGACAAAAACCAAAUACACCCAUUACUAUGGCAAGAAGAGGAAGCUGUCCAAGCCGAUGGGAGGAGAGGAGGCAGCAGAGGGAGAGCUGGCCAAGCCGACGCGCCGCAGGAAGAAGAGGAAAGCUAUCUUUGUGCAGAAGAAGAGACGCUCCUCUGCUGUGGACUACACUCCUGCCGGCUCACCGCAGGACAGCGAUGAGGGAGAGGAGGAUGAGGAGAUGGCGUUGCAGUCGGGCAGCGAGGGCAACAGCUCGGAGCCUCGGGAGGACCACACCGACGCCUCCUCCGUGGAGGUGACCAGCAGCCGUCCGCGCAGGGCCGCGACGCUGCGCAGGGCCGUCAGCUUGGGAAACGCCAUGGGCAGCCAGGAGGCCCCCGAGGGCCGCAGGAGGUCGACUCGCUCGCUGUCAGCCUACAACCAGAACAACAACAAGUACCAGCCGCCCAAAAGACAAGACAUGCAGGUGGAGGAGGAGGAGGGUCAGCUGGUUUUGGACAGGAACCCCCUGGAGUGGACUGUAGAUGAAGUCGUUCAGUUUAUCAACUCUACUGACUGUGCGUCUCUGGCCAACAUCUUCCAGGAACAGGACAUCGACGGUCAGGCCCUGCUGUUGCUGACUCUGCCAACCGUCCAGGAAUGCAUGGACCUGAAGCUCGGUCCCGCCAUCAAGCUGUGUCACCAGAUCGAGCGCGUCAAGGUCGCCUUCUACAGACAGUACGCCAACUGAUCGAGGAGCAGCGGCGGCGGCAACAGCAAGUCACCCACCGAACAGCCGCUCAGUCAAGAGGGAAGUUGUGUUUAUGCGCGACGUGGACGUGUUGGAUUAGCUCUGCUUCCUGGUGGGGAGACUUUGGCCGUCUGGCAAUGUGGAGUUUUUUGAGGAUUGCCAAUUUGCAAGAAGGAGAAGGAAUAUAUAUAUAUAUAUUUUUUAGAGCGGUUGCAUCGGAAAAAGCAUAAACUAAGCAACAACAAAGUGGAUUCUGGAGGAUGUUUGCCUACGAGGAGUUAGUUGAAGGAUUCAUUUCUGGGGCACUGUUGGUGUGAAAAUGCGAUGCAGUGCCCACAUAAACUUCAAAGAAAACACAUCGGAGUGAACCCAUGUGCUUUUACUGAUCUGUGAAGGUUAUUUUGAGAAGCUGAGGACUUUUUAUGUUUUAUUUCUUACUUUUCAUUCCCAUUUUAUUUGUGACAGAGGAGCAGUAUAGCAUUUAAGUUAAAAUAAUUAUUGACCAUAACGAAUUUUCCCCUUUGUGUGUGACAUAAUUGGUUCUGAAAAAAAUAUAUUUGAAAAGUAUUUAACAACCCAAGAAGUAAUAUAUUUGGAAUAUUUAUUGUAAUCCUUCUUUAUAAGGAGUAAUCUAUCUGUUUGGAUGCAGAGAGAACAAUUGAAGAGUUAUAAUGUCAACAUCCACUCCUUCUCCACUGAAACAAACCGUUAAGUAUGUAUACACUAUUUCACACACAGAAACCACAAUCCGCAUUUGUUCAGAUUCUCACAGCAGUUUCUGAUCAUUGGGGGGGGGGGCAAAGGUGUCCCACGCGUUGUUUGACAGUAUAACACACUCCAAAAUACUUUGAACCCAGUCGUGCUAACUUCUCAUUGUUACAAUCACAGGAAACAAUCAUGUAAGCUAUUUUGUGUCCAUCUAUGCAAAGGUGUUUCAGAUAUUUUUGAUAAGUAAGAAAAUAAAUUUCUAUUGAUUUUUAUCUCUUUGUCUUGCACUUUCCUUCUGUUUU
Molecule: messenger RNA, 4077 nt
Organism: Xiphias gladius (swordfish)
Lineage: Eukaryota; Metazoa; Chordata; Actinopteri; Istiophoriformes; Xiphiidae
Gene: sfmbt2
Product: Scm like with four mbt domains 2
Exons: 22
Coding region: 368-3067 (899 amino acids)
Biological process (GO): regulation of DNA-templated transcription
Cellular component (GO): nucleus
Molecular function (GO): histone binding; transcription corepressor activity
Source: RefSeq, a predicted model, not a curated record